AUGAACAGCCCAUCUUCGGCUUUGCCUCCCUUUCUAGAACCCCUCGCUCAUAACCCAAGCCUACAGGAAUCCGACGCUCUCCCUCAUCAUGCUCGUUUCGCGCACGCUCGCUCAGGCCAACACGCCCACACUAUAUGGUGGCCCGCUGCAGCGCCUUCACCCACACCACCGUCAACUAUUCUGCUCUUCAUCCCUGGAAAUCCGGGUCUUAUAGGCUUCUACAUCCCGUUUCUCUCUGCCCUAUGGGAACAAUGUUCGUCGAGUAACUUCGCCAUAUUAGCCCACUCCCACCUAGGCCACACACCCGGCAUUGGAGACGAUCAUCGUCGACCACUUCCCUCAGCAAUAGCGCUUACGUCUCAAGUCGAAGCCAUUCUCGAGGUCGUGGCUGCUAUCCGAUCUGCCUUUGGUCCUUCGCCAAAGAUUGUCUUUGCAGCCCAUAGCGUCGGCUCCUGGCUAGUGCUUCAAGCUCUGAAGAACCUACCAUCAUCAGAGAUAUCUGGCACGUUCCUUCUAUUCCCAACCAUAUGCAAUAUAGGCAACACGCCAAAUGGCCGUCGCCUUUCUUGGCUAUUCGGACCACCCCUCCCUCGAGUGAUAUCUUCACUAUCUGCUCUCAUACGCUGGCUUCCUCUUCGAGCACUUUCUGUCCUCUUCCCAUCCUGGCCGUUGGCCCAGGUCUCUGUUCUUCGGACUCUGUUGCAUUCCCCGCCAGCCAUCUUUUCGGCUCUCACCAUGGCGGACGACGAGAUGAAGAUCAUACGCGACCUUGACGUAGGUCUGCUCAAAGAGCAUCACGAUCGACUGUACUACUACUAUGCUCAAUACGACGAUUGGGUGGGAGAAGAAAGAGAUGCCGUGCUAGAGGCGCUCAAUGAUGCUGAAUCGCCUGUGAAGAUUGUACACGGUCAUCAAGACAUUCCACACGCCUUUUGCAUCAAUCACGGUCAAGAGUUAGCUUCGCAAUGUAUCGAAUGGUUACGUUCCGGUGGCCUGAUAUGAUACGUUUCGCUCCUAAGGCCUAAGGCUCAAAUACUACUGUGUACACGUCCUUGGACUCUCAAAGGGAACGAGUGCUGGUGUCAGCUCCGGUGGAAGCUCCUUUGGCAUAGCUUCCCUAUCGUGGAUCUACGCCACGUAAUCGGGCCGUAGUUAGUCUCCCAUGUGCCACAAUGCGGUGAACAAAGCUGUGCGACCAACGGACUCGCGACGGGCCCUUUUCAGUGAACCGGUCGGUGUCCUGUUGAAACACACUCAAGAUCGAACUUACUCCUACGAAGGCUUGCGCCUUGUGGGUGCCGCCCAUAUCCUCUUUACACACAAGGGGAACAGGUUAUGCUCACUGGCGCACAACAGGUUUCUGAUUGUAAAAGACUUGUUACUCACUGUGAACACCCUCCGGUCCCAAUCUCAUCAGUCAGAUAAGUUUGAUUUGACGCCCAAGACAUCUAACCAGGCCCAGGUCUCCUAUAAAACACGGCUAGCUGUUCUCCUCUCGCCCCAAGUUCCUUGUCUUUACUGUUACUCUUCAGCAU
Messenger RNA from Stereum hirsutum FP-91666 SS1, 1535 nucleotides. RefSeq lists its product as uncharacterized. The coding region runs from base 1 to 1002 and encodes 333 amino acids. The record is from RefSeq and is a predicted model, not a curated record. Gene Ontology annotation, cellular component: lipid droplet. Lineage: Eukaryota; Fungi; Basidiomycota; Agaricomycetes; Russulales; Stereaceae. Gene Ontology annotation, molecular function: lipase activity. Gene Ontology annotation, biological process: lipid storage. The transcript is spliced from 4 exons.